AUGGUCCAUUUGGUUCCGCUGCCCAAACUCCCAUCCGCUAAGGAGAUAGGGGAGAUUCUGGCCCGUGAGGUCUUCCGCCUCCAUGGUCUUCUGACGGACAUAGUCUCCGACAGAGGUCCUCAGUUCGUGGCGCGUUACUGGAAGGAGUUCUGUGCCAUGCUGGGGAUCUCUGUUAGCCUGUCGUCGGGUUUCCACCCCCAGACAGAUGGGCAGACAGAGAGGGCCAAUCAGGAGCCACCGGUGUUCACCAUCCAGGAGAGGGAUUCAAAGGUUCCAUCAGGCCGAUUGUCAGCUAUGAGGUGCCAGCGAGCCUGGAGGAGAACUCGAAGAGCUAUUAGGAACUCAUUGGAUAGUCAAUCCAAGGCUGCUAACCACCACAGGGUUCCGGCACCUGAAUAUCGGGAGGGUCAAAAGGUGUGGCUGUCCACCAAGGAUUUGCCUCUGAGGGUGGAGAGCAGGAAACUGGCACCUCGGUUCAUCGGGCCGUUCCCCAUUGCUAAGGUGCAUAAGAAGGACAUCACAGGUCCCCUGGUGGACAUCCUGCAGUUGGCUUACCAGGCAAACAGGUUGGAGGAUGAUGCAGUCAUCUUGGGUCUACUCUUCAUCCUGGACCACCUCGAGCAGCCAGGGAUAGCAACGCCCUGCCAGCUGCAGCUCUGCAGGUGCACGGUGCGCCCCUCCCCCCCUCCCGCUCCCGCCCCCUCCCUCCCGCUCUCCCCUCCACACGGCGCGACGGGACCGCAGCAGCAGCAGAGAGUUACAGGAGUUUCAAGAAGCGGGAGCUGUCCGACUCGACACCAGCAGCUGAUAGGAGCUUUGAACCACCAAAAGUCUCAGCAGCUCAAGGUGGAUUUACCCCCAGAGGAGACGACCACUACCACCAUUAACAUAAACCAGCUGAUAGACAUGGACCUGCUCAUUUCGAAGAAUAAGAAGCGUGAGGGCCAAACCCUCCAUGAAAAGUCAAAAGAUCAGGAGGAUGGAGAGGAGACAGACGAGCCAGAGGAGGAAAUGGACCAGUGCCCUUCAGACCCAGAUGUUCCUCCACUGAAGAGAACUGAGAGUGUCUUUCUUACAAAGAAAAUGCUUGGGAUCUCUGAAUAUAAAUCAAUGACAAGCAGUGAAAAAAGUGAGGAUGAGUAUGUGCCUAGUUCUACACCAGAAUCAGAAGUAUCUGAGAAAGAACUCAAACUGCUCAAGUCUCCAACAAACUACAGUUCAUCAAACUCGGAUGUUCGACGCUUGAACAAAGGUCGUGUGAAGCCUGUGAAAUGCAGACAGAGCACAUCUUCCUCUUUCCAAUCCAUGGCAGAUUGUGAGUUAUCCGAAUCCUCCAGUGACACGGAUGUAAAAGUCUUGAGGCUAAAAAAGAAAAAAAAUGGUGGUCGAGUCUACGAUAAGAGGCAGUACUGUCUGUACUGUUUUAAACCAUAUGCCAAAAUUGCACGGCACUUGGAUAAGAAACACAGCAACUUGGAGGAGGUAGCACGAGCAUUCAGUUAUCCAAAAGGAUCAGUGGAGAGAAAGCUGCAGAUAACUCUAAUUCGAAAUAAAGGCAAUCGUCGCCACAACUUUGAGGUCCUGGAGGAGGGUAAAGGGGUGAUGGUUCCCUCUCAACAAAGCACUGAACCAGUGAAUGCAAAAGACUAUUUGCACUGCACAUACUGUGAGGCAUUACUCAAAAGGAAAGUGUUGUGGCGGCACAUGAAAAAAUGCAAAUUGGCAAAGAAAAGCAUGAAGCCAGGCAGAACCAGAGUGCAGUCACUUUGUGCUGCUGGACAGCCUGUCCCAAAGGAGAUCAAUGACAAAGUCUGGUGCCUAGUAAAUGGCAUGAAUCAAGACAACAUAACAGACACAAUUCGGCAAGAAAAAUAUAUUCUGAAGUUAGGAGAACACUUCUAUAACAAAAAAGGGACAGACAAAAGCCAACACCAAUAUAUCAGACAAAAAAUGCGGGAAAUGGGAAGAUUAGUUCUCCUAGCAAAGACCCAUGGCAAGCUGAAAACAAUACAUGACUUCUUUCUGCCAGCAAACUUCUGCCACGUUGUGAAAGCUGUGAAGAUGGUCUGUGGAUGGAGUGAAGAUACCAGCAGUUUCAAGAUUCCAUCCUUGGCGCUCAAACUAGGCCAUAGUCUAACUAAAAUAGCAGAUAUUGCAGAGUUUGAAGCAAGGAUGUCAGAGAACAAGAAGGCCCUUGAAAAUGUGAUGACGUUCAGGACAUUGAAAGAGAAUAAAUGGGAUGAGUGGGUGUCUUCGCAUGCACUGAGGAACCUCAGAGAGUCGAAGUGGAAUAAACCUCUUCUUAUCCCCUACUGUGAAGAUGUUGUGAGACUGCACAACCACAUUGACACAGAAAGGCCCAAGUAUCGAUCCAAUCUUGAAACUGCACCAAAUAAGAGGAACUGGUUAAAUCUUGCUAAACUAACACUUUGUGAAGUGAUCGUCUUCAAUCGUAGGAGAGAGGGAGAAGUUUCAAAGAUGUCCUUGAAUGACUUCAUGUUGAGAAACACCUUUGCCAGUAAUCCAGAUCUUGAUCUUGCCUUGACUGACAUGGAAAAGAAGCUCUGCAAAUACUUUGAGCGUGUGGAAAUCAAAGGUAAGCGGGACAGAAAGGUCCCUGUCUUACUCAGCCCAGACAUGGUGUCCUCCAUACAGAUGCUGGUGAGAUAUCGACGACAAUGUGAUGUGCCAGAUGAGAAUGUGUAUUUGUUUGGUAGACCUGAGGCAGAAAGUCACCUCAGAGGAUCUGAUGCCAUCCGUGCUAUUGCAUGUGAAUGCGGGGUGAAGGACCCUCAAACGUUGACAUCAACAAGAUUAAGGAAACAAAUGGCAACAAUGUCACAAGUUCUAAACUUGAAAGAGAAUGAGGAGGACUGCCUUGCAGGUUUCAUGGGUCACAACAUCAGGGUCCAUCGACAAUAUUAUCGGCUCCCUGAAGGGACAUUACAAGUUGCGAAAGUUGCAAAGUUGCUUAUGGCCUGUGGAAGAGGAGAGCUAUCAAAAUUUAAAGGCCUGACAUUGGACGAGAUCAACGUUGAUCCAAAUGGUAAAACCUCACCUUGCACACACUAUUUUAUCAUUUAA
This is a messenger RNA of Fundulus heteroclitus (mummichog), 3084 nucleotides long. RefSeq lists its product as uncharacterized. Gene Ontology annotation, biological process: DNA integration. The transcript has 8 exons. Gene Ontology annotation, molecular function: nucleic acid binding. The record is from RefSeq and is a predicted model, not a curated record. The coding region runs from base 1 to 3084 and encodes 1027 amino acids. NCBI's taxonomy places the organism in Eukaryota, Metazoa, Chordata, Actinopteri, Cyprinodontiformes, Fundulidae.